Molecule: messenger RNA, 255 nt
Organism: Racocetra fulgida
Lineage: Eukaryota; Fungi; Glomeromycota; Glomeromycetes; Diversisporales; Gigasporaceae
Source: the annotation of a GenBank genome assembly
AUGUCAUGCAAUGUAACUUACGAUAAUGUUUAUUUUACCAAAAUUGUUAAGAAUGUUACUAGCAAGUUUUCUAAUCUUGGGAAUAAUGAUAUGCUACUUUUUAAUCUUUAUGUUAUACUUGAUAAUAUUGUAUUAAACACUGCACAAUAUGAAGCAAAAAAUGUAGUAAGGUUAAUAGUAGAUAAAAUUGAGGGAUUUGAUAAAUAUAAUUGGGUUUUUACAGCUGGACCUAAAAUGUCAUUAUGCUACUAUGGA